Molecule: messenger RNA, 3617 nt
Organism: Cyprinodon tularosa
Lineage: Eukaryota; Metazoa; Chordata; Actinopteri; Cyprinodontiformes; Cyprinodontidae
Exons: 13
Coding region: 203-2002 (599 amino acids)
Biological process (GO): sodium ion transmembrane transport
Cellular component (GO): membrane
Source: RefSeq, a predicted model, not a curated record
UAGACAGCGGUGAUUAUAUGAUUCACUGCUCAGGAUGGUGUCACUUAAAUUGGACUCGUGUCUUCAUCUAUAUCUAUAUAUCUAUAUGUAUAUAUCUAUAUAGGUUAUAUGAUCCCAUAUUGUAUAUGUUUUGGACGUUACUACAGCGGACGUUUUUUUUUUUUUUAUAAUCAAACCCAUCUAUUUUUAUUCAAUUUCCGCGAUGGAGCGUGGAGCCGAAAACACAGAGCCUCUGUCUGAGGAGAGAAGAUGUGAUCAUCAGCCUGCGGAUAUCAAAGCCAGCGCCGACAGAUCGGUGGAUAAAAGAGCUGAGAGACCCACGUGGAGUGGACAGCUGGAGUUCAUCUUGGCCACGGUGGGAUACGCUGUGGGACUGGGCAACGUCUGGAGAUUUCCUUAUCUCUGCUACAGCAGCGGUGGAGGUGCCUUCAUUGUCCCUUACCUCACCAUGGUUUUCCUUUGUGGCAUACCUCUGCUCUUCAUGGAGUUUUCUGUUGGCCAGUAUAGCCGUUUAGGCCCAGUGCAUGCAUUUGCCAAAAUCUGUCCCCUCUUUAAAGGGGUAGGUCUGGCUACAGUCGUCAUCUCUUUCGUGUUCUGCACAUUUUACAAUGUGCUGAUGAGCUGGGCCCUUUUCUACUUGUUCAACUCGUUUAGAGAAACUCUGCCAUGGUCUACUUGCAACAACACGUGGAAUGCUGUGGGAAACUGUUCCAAUGGUUUUCCUGGCAAUGCUACCCACCUGCAGUCUUCAAGCCAGCAGUUCUUUGAUCACAAACUUUUGGAGAAAACCAGCGGCAUUGAAGAAGUCGGCGGCUUGCAGUGGGAACUGUUUGGCUGUCUUCUUCUUUCCUGGAUCAUCAUUUAUUUAUGUAUAUUUAAAGGAGUCAAAUCCACUGGCAAGGUGGUGUACUUCACUGCUGUUUUUCCAUACUUUGUCCUGUUCGCCCUGCUUAUCAAUAAUGUCCAGCUUCCUGGAGCCAAGGAGGGCAUGCUUUAUUUUGUAACACCUGUUUGGGGAAAACUUUUCGAAGUUAAGGUUUGGGUCAAUGCUGCUGCCCAGGUGUUUAACUCGCUUGGAAUAGCAUUCGGCUGCAUGAUUUCAAUGGCUAGUUACAACAAGUUUAACCACAACAUCACAAGAGAUGUGUUAAUAGUUUCAUUAACCAAUUCCUUCACAAGUAUCCUGGCUGGUUUUGUAAUCUUCUCAGCUAUUGGCCACAUGUCUUAUAAACACAAUCUACCAGUGGACAACAUAGCCACAGACGGUCCCGGUUUGGUGUUUGUUGUGUACCCUGAAGUCCUCUCCACCAUGCCCGGCUUUCAGUUCUGGGCUCCAUUGUUCUUCAUCAUGCUGCUGUGUCUUGGUCUCGACAGUCAAUUUGGCAACGUGGAGGUGGUGGUGACGUUUUUAAAGGAUGAGUUUGGAAUCAAAAUUCUGCAGUACCUAAAAAGAGAAGAGCUGCUCGCUCUGGUUGUUUGUAUUACAGGGUUUGUUCUGGGGAUCCCUCAUGUUACUAAGGGAGGUAUUUAUGUGUUCCAGCUGAUGGACCACUGCACUGCUGUGGUGUCCCUCAUAUUCCUUGCCUUCUUUGAAGUAGUUGCUGUAUGCUGGAUCUUUGGUGUCUCACGUCUUUCCCUCAUGUUUAAGAGGAUGCGAGGCAAGUCUCCGAGCAUCUUCUUCCGCUUCUGCCUGCUCCUCUUCUGUCCCCUGCUGAUGUUGUGCAUCCUUGGUUCCAGCAUUAUUCAGUACACGCCCCCUCGCUAUGGAGAGUAUAUGUACCCACUCUGGGCUAGGUUAGUGGGGUGGGUCAUCUCUCUGGUCUCCAUUGUGUGGAUCCCUCUUUGUGCUAUUCAUGAGAUAUACAAUAGCGAAGGGUCACUUCUUCAGAGAAUUAAAACAUCGCUGACUCCAACAUUAGAUAUUGACGCCAUGGAUCCUCAGCCUGAAAAGCAAAAUUCAGACAAUCCAGUGUUGGAAAAAAUGUUAAGUUCAUCUGUGUAAUUGGAGAGAUGAAACCAACUCUGUGAGAAAAUCAGUCCUCCAGUGGGGCUCAUAGCUAUUUUAGUAUUUUUCCUUUUUUUAUAGCAAUGCUUUUAUCUAUACAUGCACUGUCAAUUUUUAUUGUUUUCUUUGCACUCUCAACUUUUCAGAGUAUGUCAUGGGACUUCUUGCAAUGUAAUAAUGAAUAUGGAAAUGUACACUAUGCUUAAUAAUGAUGGGAUAUAUUUCUUGGUAUUUUUAAUGAAUCUGCUGUUACUUUGUACUGCAUGAAUCUUUGGGAAUGAUGGCUUAUGCUUCUGUAAAUCUAAAUAACGAUGGAUGCUUCAGGGGUCAUAAUGCAAUAAUCAGAAUCCUUUACAAAAACAGAAGAAAAAUUAGACCUUGCCGGCCUUUAAUUCAUGUUUCCCUCUUUCUGCCGUACUCGGUUUAUCUUGUGACAGAAACUGAAGUCAUCGAAAUGGGGACUCCCAUUUUGAUAACCUUUAUGAUUAUGUACAGUAAGUUCCUGAAUUUGAAUAUUCAAAAAUGAAAUGAAAAACAUGUUUGUUAUUUAUAGCUAAAAAAUAAUGUAACCCUACCACCCCACAAAAAAACAACUUGUAAACUAUUGAAUAAAAUAAGCUAUAAGCUUUUAAACUAUUAAAUGACAACAGAACCAAAAACGUUAAUUCAUAAACGGUUUUGGGAGUACAUUUUCUGAUGCUAAGUAGCUCAUUGCUACUUAGCAAUGAAUGAAAAGGAAGUUCUCCACCAUCACUCUGAUGUCUGUCAAGUAACACUGUGCAAAAGUGUAGCUGUUACAUCGCUGUACAUUUUUGAAUGUACUCCAAGAACAGUUUAAGCCGGGGUUGCAAAAAAUAUUGAAAAAUUUCUGAAACCCAUACAAAAAUGUUCCACAGACUGUUAAGUUGCAGAAUUUUGAAAUUUUCCUCAAUAUGACAUUUUUCAAGGGAAUAAAUUGACAUCAUAGGAAUUAUCAGGACAACCAGUAACCACAUUGUAUCCAAACAAUAUAUUAAACUACUAACUACUGUAUUGCUUUGUCUUUACCAGUGAUCCAUUACGGUAAUUAAACUAUAUUUUAGCUGAUAUGUAUGUUAAUUUGACAACUUUGUUUAUUUAUUAGCAUUUCAUUUAACAACAAGAAAAAUUUGAAAUAUAAUGUCAUAUUUGAAACAUUAUUUUAAACAUAAUGACAUAAGAGAGAAGAAAGCCACUAGAUUCUUGUUGAAAUGUUAUUAAUUAUAACUCAGGCUUAAGAUCGUUCUACUAGUAUAGCAAUGAUUUACUCUGUAAAAGUCAAAACUCUGUGGUUGGUUAACAAUAAAACAGUUAUUUUCAGAAUUUACAAAAAAAAAUAAUGUAGGAAUGAUGGUUUUAUCUAAAUGGUUUAAGAAGCUCUGAUUUAAAAACUUACAAUUUCUGAUGUUUGAUUAUUUAAGUAAAACAAACUUUCUGCUAGAAGUGCCUGUUAUACCAAAACAUGUUUGUACCUUAGAAUAAUUAAAUAACUGAACAUUUACAUUACUGUGGUGCUUUUGAUAUUCAGUUUAAAAGAAGAGCUACAAAUAGUUUUUUUUAUACUUUUGUGAAUAAAAACCAUUUUACAAAGAAA